Condylura cristata (star-nosed mole) is the source of this 3623-nucleotide messenger RNA. RefSeq names its product numb homolog (Drosophila) (gene NUMB). The transcript has 13 exons. The record is from RefSeq and is a predicted model, not a curated record. NCBI's taxonomy places the organism in Eukaryota, Metazoa, Chordata, Mammalia, Eulipotyphla, Talpidae. The coding region runs from base 370 to 2328 and encodes 652 amino acids. Gene Ontology annotation, molecular function: cadherin binding.
CCCCACCAUCCAAUGGAGAGCUCAGAAGUAUGAAACAGGGAGGGCCUGUUGUCAUGGGGGAGGUGGUGGUGCUUGGUGGCUGCUGGCGGCCGAGGUAGAGGCAGUGGCUCAGGAGUUGGUCGUGGGCAGCUGCAGAUUUGAGGCUUCAACAACUUGGAAGGAAGAGGACCAGUGCAGCUGUGAUACAACAAACCAAGAUCUUGGUUCACAUCCAUAAAUUGAAAUAUUGGUGGGCCAGCCAUCCCUCAAACACCUCACUUAAAGACAGAUGAGGAAUCUGAGGCUUGGUGAAGUUACGAAACUUGUCCAAAGUCACACAACUUGUAAAGGGCACAGCCAAGAUUCAGAGCCAGACUGUAAGAAUUAAUAAUGAACAAAUUACGGCAAAGUUUUAGGAGAAAGAAAGAUGUUUAUGUUCCAGAGGCCAGUCGUCCACACCAGUGGCAGACAGAUGAAGAAGGGGUUCGUACUGGAAAAUGUAGCUUUCCAGUUAAGUACCUUGGCCAUGUAGAAGUUGAUGAAUCAAGAGGAAUGCAUAUCUGUGAAGAUGCUGUGAAAAGACUAAAAGCUGAAAGGAAGUUCUUCAAAGGCUUCUUUGGAAAAACCGGAAAGAAAGCAGUGAGAGCAGUCCUGUGGGUGUCAGCAGAUGGACUCAGAGUUGUGGAUGAAAAAACUAAGGACCUCAUAGUUGACCAGACAAUAGAAAAAGUUUCUUUCUGUGCCCCGGACAGGAACUUUGAUAGAGCCUUCUCUUACAUAUGCCGUGAUGGCACCACUCGGCGCUGGAUCUGUCACUGCUUCAUGGCUGUUAAGGACACGGGAGAAAGACUGAGCCAUGCAGUGGGCUGUGCUUUUGCAGCCUGUUUAGAGCGUAAACAGAAGCGGGAGAAGGAAUGUGGAGUGACUGCUACUUUUGAUGCUAGUCGGACCACUUUUACAAGAGAAGGAUCGUUUCGUGUCACAACAGCCACGGAGCAAGCAGAAAGAGAGGAGAUUAUGAAACAAAUCCAAGAUGCCAAGAAAGCUGAAACAGAUAAGACAGUUGGUUCAUCAGUGAUCCCUGGCAACACUGUCCCAUCCCCAUCCUCUCCCACCUCUCCCACUUCGGAUGCCACUGCCUCUCUGGAGAUGAACAACCCUCAUGCCAUCCCGCGCAGGCACGCGCCGAUUGAACAGCUUGCUCGCCAGGGCUCUUUCCGAGGAUUUCCUGCUCUCAGCCAGAAGAUGUCACCCUUUAAACGCCAGCUCUCCCUGCGCAUCAACGAGUUGCCUUCCACUAUGCAGAGGAAGACUGAUUUUCCCAUAAAAAAUGCAGUCCCAGAAGUAGACGGGGAAGCAGAGAGUAUCAGUUCCCUGUGCUCACAGAUCACCAACGCCUUCAGCACACCCUCCGAGGAUCCCUUCUCAUCAGCCCCAAUGACCAAACCAGUGACAGCAGUGGCACCACAGUCUCCUGCCUUUCAAGCUAAUGGCACUGACUCAGCCUUCCAUGUGCUUGCUGCUAAGCCAGCCCAUACUGCUCUAGCACCCGUAGCAAUGCCUGUGCGUGAAACCAACCCUUGGGCCCAGGCCCCUGAUGCUGCUAACCAGGGAAUUGCAGCCACACAUACGGGGACCGAAUGGGGUCAAUCUUCUGGUGCUGCCUCGUCAGGUCUCUUCCAGGCGGGCCACAGGCGCACGCCCUCUGAGGCCGACCGCUGGUUAGAAGAGGUGUCCAAGAGCGUGCGGGCUCAGCAGCCCCCAGCCGCGGCUGCCCCUCUGCAGCCAGUGCUCCAGCCUCCGCCACCCACUGCCAUCGCCCAGCCAGCUCCGCCUUUCCAGGGGAACGCAUUCCUCACCGCUCAGCCCGUGCCAGUGGGUGUGGUCCCACCCUUGCAGCCAGCCUUUAUCCCUGCCCCGUCCUAUCCUGUGGCCAACGGGAUGCCCUAUCCCGCCCCUAAUGUGCCUGUGGUGGGCAUCACUCCCUCCCAGAUGGUCGCCAACGUGUUUGGCACUGCAGGCCACCCUCAGGCUGCCCACCCCCACCCGUCUCCCAGCCUGAUCAAGCAGCAGACAUUCCCCCAGUACGACACAAGCAGUGCUACUGCCAGUCCCUUCUUUAAGCCUCCUGCUCAGCACCUCAACGGUUCUGCAGCUUUCAAUGGUGUAGAAGAUAGCAGGCUGGCCUCGGGAGACAAGCACACGGAGGUUCCUGCAGGUACCUGCCCCGUGGAUCCUUUUGAAGCCCAGUGGGCUGCAUUAGAAAGCAAGUCCAAGCAGCGCACUACCCCCUCCCCCACCAACCCUUUCUCCAGUGACCUCCAGAAGACAUUUGAAAUUGAACUUUAAGCGGUUCCUACGGCUUAUGUAUUUUGACCAUACGUAGGCAAGGAUGGGGGUGGGGGUCCAAGGAGCAAAGGGGACUUUGUGUUUCUGAUCAGUAUGCUUUUUACUAAUCCCAAAGGUCCAAAGGGCAUAUCCAGGCACAGAGUACAGUGAGGGAGAUUUGGAAAAUAAACCAGUGAAAACCAUUCCUAGAGGAGUUAUCUUACAGUCAGGCUAAAGAAGUCAAGGCAUUGUGACCCUCCUCCCCUCCUCCUCAGCCCCUUACAAGUCUCUGGCAACAGAGAGGCAGAUGUAUCUCAACAGGAACCUUUAUUCAAAGCACAUUUACUGGAACAUAGAGCAGAACGGGAAGCAAAAUAAUCUCCCUUGUCUUUCAGGCCAGAAACCUGCCUCCCCUUGGAGGACAUCAAUACCGAGGUGACCUGUGCUUAGGCAGGAAGAGAGGCAGGCUGGCUGCCAGGAGUCCCCAGCAGCAGCUGCCCAGCACAGCUCUAUUUUAGGGGUAAAUUUGAGCUUCCAUUUUGAAUAACAGAAUAAAUAUUAUAAAUAUAUAUAAAAAGCCAAAAUUUUAUUUUUAUGCAUUUAGAAUAUUUUAAAUAGUUCUCAAUAUUAAAAAGUUGUAUGAGUUGUAAGUAAUCUUGCCAAAGGUAAAAGGGUUAGGUGUAAGAAAUUGUACAUAAGAUUGAUUUAUCAUUGAUGCCUGCUGCAGGAAGAGGGCAGGGUAGGUGUUGCGGACAGGACCCCUGGCUUAUCUGUGCUGUCCCCUGUAAGUAGCGCGUCGCAACACAGUCACGCUUCGACCAGUACAGCCGCUGAGAGUAGUUUAUAUAAAGACAGCAAAAGAGCAGUAUUGUCCUGGUUUUAAACCAAUGAUGAAAUUCUAAUAUUUUAGUGGAAUCAAGCUCAAUAUGCUCUAUAGAGACUAUGUAUGUAUUUCCUUUCAUGUAUUGCUACAUUUUCCUUACGUUAAUCCUUUAACACUAAGGUGACAAUGACAUAAUCAUAGACGGGAACGCAGGUUGCUGUGUGGGUCUUGUUGUGUCACUGGUCCCCACGGUUGGGUGGGGACAGAAAGCGGGUCUCCUAGCCGUGUGCCGUGUCCGCGCUCCCUGUGUGCAGAGCGCCCGUUGCUGUCGGCGGCCGCUUGACCUCUGGUAACGACGUGAGAUCCCAGCUCAUUUUUACUUUUGAACGUUGGCCUUACAAUCAAAUGUAAGUUAUAUAUAUUUGUACUGAUGAGAAUUUAUAAUCUGCUUUAACAAAAAUAAAUGUUCAUGGUAGAAGCCUUUGCCCAUGAA